This is a messenger RNA of Humulus lupulus (European hop), 1861 nucleotides long. RefSeq names its product carboxyl-terminal-processing peptidase 3, chloroplastic. Lineage: Eukaryota; Viridiplantae; Streptophyta; Magnoliopsida; Rosales; Cannabaceae. Gene Ontology annotation, molecular function: protein binding; serine-type peptidase activity; endopeptidase activity. Bases 46 to 1614 code for a protein of 522 amino acids. Gene Ontology annotation, biological process: proteolysis. The transcript is spliced from 12 exons. The record is from RefSeq and is a predicted model, not a curated record.
UUUUUCUCCUUCAUUUGCUGCUCUCAGAACCUGAAAGCAGCAACAAUGGAGGCUCUAAGCGGCUCCAGUCUCGACCUCAGAACACCCCGCUUUUCGCUUAUACCAUCGAAAUUAGCAGUGCCCAGUUCGCCUUCUCUGCGUUUUGAUCGAUAUCCGAGCUCAAGUCGUCGUUUGAGCUCGAAAUGGAGGGUGUCGUUUUCUUGUUCUCGGCACAUGGAGGCUAGUUCCAAGACUUCCGAGGAGCAAAUGGGCAGCCGGGUAUGGUUGAAAUCGAUGGGAAAAGGCUUUGUUGGGUUCGCAGCGGCGGCUGCGGCUCUGUUUUCAGUUUAUUGCGAUUCCCCGGCUCUUGCUGAGUCUCUUACUGUUGCUUUUCCCGUUUCACGAGCUCCUGAGGUGAAUAGAGUUCAACGAACUCUUGUGGAAGCUUGGGGUUUGAUUAGAGAGACAUUCGUUGACCCAACAUUUAAUCAUCAAGAUUGGGAUCUGAAGUUGCAGCAGACAAUGGUAGAGAUGUUUCCCCUUAACUCAGCAGAUGCAGCAUAUACCAAAAUCAGUGCAAUGCUCUCUACUCUUGGAGACCCUUUUACCCGGAUUAUCAGUCCCAAGGAAUAUCAAAGUUUUAGGAUUGAGAGUGAUGGAAAUCUGCAAGGAGUUGGACUUUUCAUAUCUGUUGAACCAAACACUGGUCAUUUGGUUGUUUUGUCUAGUGUAGAGGAUAGCCCAGCUGCUCGUGCUGGUAUUCAAGAUGGAGACGAGUUGGUGGAAAUUAAUGGAGAAAGGCUUGAUGGUAUUGACAGUGAAGCAGCUGCACUGAAGCUUAGAGGUCGUGCUGGAACAACCGUGACAUUAAAAGUUCAAAGUGGAACAAAUUCCAAAAAUGACUCUCCAUUAAGAGAGGUCAAACUUUCUCGUGAGAAGAUCAAAUUUUCUCCAAUUUCAAGUGCAAUUAUCAAUCAUAUAACCCCGGAUGGACAUGUAACAAAGACUGGUUAUGUCAAGCUGAGAGAAUUUUCUCAGACUGCUGCCCCUGAUAUGGAAAAUGCUAUUCAUCAAAUGGAAGAUCAGGGUGUGCAUUCAUACAUAUUGGAUCUGCGGAAUAACCCAGGGGGACUAGUAAGAGCAGGACUUGAGGUUGCCGAAAUAUGGUUAGAUGGGGAUGAGACUCUGGUCAACGCAAUCGAUCGAGAGGGGAAUAUGCAACCAAUUAAUAUGGUCAAUGGGCAUGCUAUAACCCAUGAUCCACUCGCUGUUCUUGUCAAUGAGGGAAGUGCAAGUGCAAGUGAGAUCUUGGCAGGGGCACUACAUGACAAUGGCCGAGCUAUUCUUGUUGGGCACAAAACCUUUGGGAAAGGAAGAAUUCAGACUGUCACCGAGCUUCAUGAUGGAUCGGCCUUGUUCGUUACGGUGGCAAAGUACUUAUCCCCGGCGCUUCAUGACAUCGAUAAGGUUGGCAUUACUCCUGAUGUACAGUGCACCACAGAUAUGCUGACAUCUUCUAAGGAAUCAAUAUUAAAAUACAAAAGCUCUUCCUCCUCAACUCUGGAGGCUGAUUCGUGUAUCUUAGUAGCUGAACACGAGUUAGAAGUUCAAGAAUCCAAAGGAACAGCUUCUUGAACAAGAGGACUCGUCAGACCUCUUCAACUUUGUACCACAGGAUUUGAUUCGAAAGGUGUAGUAGAGAUAAUUCUAGGUAGUCGUACAUUGUAAAUGUUAUACGUAAAUAUUAAACACAAGUCUACGUACAGAUACAAAUACAUGAAAAAAAAAUACUAAAAAUCAUCACUAGUUGAUAUCAUUAACUAGUAAAAAUGAUGUUUUAACUUUGAACAAUGCUAUUCAUUACACAUGGAUUUUAGUGUGA